This is a messenger RNA of Paramecium pentaurelia, 2961 nucleotides long. Lineage: Eukaryota; Ciliophora; Oligohymenophorea; Peniculida; Parameciidae. The record is from the annotation of a GenBank genome assembly.
AUGUUAGAAAAUAUUAAAUAAUUAUUAAUUCCUCAAUCUAGAGAAAGAUAUGGAAUUUACCCUAAUGUUUUGAAAGAAGUGUUUAGCUAAUUAUCAAAGGGUGUUUAGAUUUACAUUUAUUUUACUAUAUCAAAAUUGUUACUAACUAUAAUCUUUUUAGGAGAGGCUUUAAAAUGUGAGUUAUCAGAAUCUCAUUCAACAGCUACAACAUUAAUAUUACAUUGCAUUUUCUUAUUAUACCAUGAGUUCAAGUACAAGAUGGAAUUAGAAAACAUUGAAAAAUUAAGUUAAAUUCAAUAAGUUUUAGAAUAAGAAGGAAUGAAUUUAGAAUAGAUUCCAGAUAGAUAAUCAUUUAAUAAACUGAUGAUGACAGUAAAGAAAUCAAUAUUUUCUUAAUGUCCUGAUUUAAAUGUAAUUGGUUGUAAUAUUUAAAUAGAGAGAAUCUAAAUAUUUGAACUUUUUGGCUUAAGUAAUAAUAAUUAGAUUUUUUAUCUUGAUGUUGGAUUCACCAUUUAAUUUUAAUAUGUUUUAAUAUUUUUAAGAGACAUGUGAUGCUAAUCUAUUAAAUGUAAUGUUCAUUAUGGUUUUAUCAAUGUUUCUAGAAUUCAUCUUUUUAUAUUGUUUAUUAGUAGUUAUAGUGAUUGCAUUACCGUAAAAUAUUAAUUAAUAAUUAUAGAUUGUUAUGUUGUUUAUCAAUCUAUAGAAAAGGUAAAUAAUUAUAUUCUAUUCGAAAAUUAAAGAAAUACUUAGAAUCAAUUCCACCUCAUAAAUAUACAGGAUUAGAUGAUGCUUGGAUGAAAGAAGACAAAACUUGUUGUAUUUGCAUGUAGGAAUAUGUUCAUAAUGAAAAUAUUCUUUAAUUACCAUGUAGUGGAUAACAUUAAUUUCAUGAAAGUUGUGUUAGGAAUUGGUUUGAUGUAAAUGAUUAAUAUUUAUUUAAAUAGGUAUCGAAUAGUUGUCCAAUUUGCAGAUAAUAGUUAGGUUGAAAAUUAAAUUUGAUAUCUACAUAAUCUAUAUAAUUGACAUUUAUGUUAAAUAUAAAUUUUGUGGGAAAUUGAAUAAUUAUUAUAAUUAACGAAUUUUUCAUAGUCCAUGGAUCAAUUUAAAAGAAUCAAAAAAAUAGGCAAAGGCAAUUAUGGAGAUGUAUUGUUAGUGCAAAGAAAAUCAGAUGAUAAGGCACUCUUAUUAUUUAUUAUUUCAGUUAUUUGCUAUAAAGAGAGUAGAUUUAAGUUUUAGAGAAAGCUAUGUUGUUGAUCCACUUAAUGAAGUUAAAUUGUUACGUAGUCUAGAUCAUCCUAACAUUAUUUCGCAUUAUGAUUCCUUUACUCAUAAUAAUAAAUUAUGUAUUGUAAUGGAAUAUGCUGAAAAUGGUAUCAAAUUCUUAUAACAUUCUUCUAGCCGAUCUUAGUAUGAUGACCAAUUAAGCUAAACAAACAUAAACAUAUAUAGAUGAAAAUACAGUUUAGUAUUUGAUUUAUGCAAUAUUAUAGAUUCUUGGCUGGUUUUCCUAGAUCUCCAUUGCUAUCUAAUACCUUCAUUAAUUGAAGAUAAUACAUAGAGAUAUCAAAUUAUAAAACAUUUUCCUCUGUACCAAUGGAAUUGUAACAUUUCUUAUUUAAUUUAAAGGUCAAAUUGGGAGAUUUUGGAAUAUCUAGAACUUUAGACAAUACCUUAGAUCUAGCUUAAACAUCAAUUGGUAUUAUAUUAUUUUUAUAUCAAAGGAACUCCAUUCUAUCUCUCUCCUGAAAUCUGUUAAAAUCAAUAAUAUAAUCAUAAAAUAGAUAUCUGGAUGCUUGGAUGCACUCUAUAUGAAUUAUGUUCUCUCCAAAAACCAUUUAAAGGAGAAUCUAUUAGUGAAAUAGCUUUUAAGAUUAUUAAUGAACCUCAUCCUAAGAUUCAAAGAAAUUAUUCAGAUUUCAUUUCAUAAUUAAUAGAUGAAAUGUUAGAAAAGAAUCCAGAAAAAAGACCUGAUAUCUCGACUAUUAUCUAAUAUCCAUAAAUUUAAUCAGAAUUAUAUAAGCUAUAAGGACUUUAUAAGACUUAAUUUAAUUACAUAUUACCUGUUUCACCUAUGUAAUCCAAUAAAUCUUCAUAAAAGAAAAUGCAUAAAAAUUCUAUCCAUUUUCUUGUUGAAUAAUCUAAAUAAUUACAAUAAUAACAAUAAUUAUAAUAAUAAUCACCAUAAGUUUGUAAGGAGAAAAGAAGAAAAGUCUCUUUGCAAUAAUUAAUUUAAGAUACUUCAAAUUAGAAUUCUCCAACAUUUAAAUAAUUAGCUACUGCUGACAAUGCUAAUAAAAAUAAGCCAUUAUCAUUUAAUUUACAUACUCUUCCUGAUGUCAUCAAUGAAUCUAUCUAAUAAAAUUCAGCUGUUAUGGCUUAAAGAUAAUUAAGAUAUUAGAAAUCAAUCUCCAUCAAUACUCAAAUUGAUGAUGCUACUAAAAGAGGCACAAAUGAAUAUGAAAAUGAAAAUUAACCAACAUUACUUAAGAAUCCUAAGACCUUUUCAUUUGCAGGCUAAUUCUUAAAUCCUAAUGCUCCUACUUCUCCUUAGAGAUCGAUUUUAUUAACAGAUUUCCUUAAAAGAAAGAUAGGAGAAGAGAAAUUCCAAUAAAUGAAGACUCUUUUAGAAUCAUCUAACAAUCCUAUAAAGAUGUUAGAUUAAGAGAAAGAAUUGGUUAGUGAAAUAUUAGGAGAAGAAAAUAUGGAAUGCAUUAAAGUAUUAUAUAUUUCUUAUUUUAGAUAUUUAAAGUUUUGAUCAGUAGUUCAAUUACUCCAUAAGCUUAACAUACAAGAACUAAAAGUAGUCAAUCAUUUUAACAAUAUAAUCAUAAUGAUUAGUCUUUAAUUGAUUUAAUAAAGGAAUCUGAUUUAAUACAAAAUGCAGAACACUCUUAGAAUUCAGUCUUUGAGAUUUCAUUUAAAAAUUUAUAAAAUUGCCAUGAUGCUUUUAAACAAUCGUGA